UAAAAUGUAUGGCACAGGGCAGAGAAACACCUGUAUGACGUCAUUCAACAGCAUCGCGAGCCUUCACGACCGACCGCGGCAAGCAGUACUCUGGAGGAGAGACUGCUGCCCCUUUAAGUAACAAACGAUUACAAGUAAACAACUUCAAUGAGGAUUUAUUGGAAUUUUGCAGGAACAUUUACCGUGAAUGUGAAGAUAACUGCAUCUCAAUUCUGUGGAACGGGGUAAUUUUUGGGUAGCGCACGAGAGGGUUACUUGCUAGCUGACUGGUUAGCAUCGUUCUCGCUAACUAAACAUGGUGGCCAGUAAACGAAAAGAGCUCUAAAAUAUUUAAGAAAAGCUUAUUGUUGAAUGGUGAGACAUUGUUGUAACCUUUUUACACAUACUAAAAAUCUUGGCUGGAUUUGCAGACUUCAAAUGCACUUUUCGGUUAAUCUGAAUAUCCCAAAAGGAGUCAAACUGCCCCGACACAAUUGCCAUGCAUUGGACAACCCGUUUGAAAAGUUAUAAUUAACGUUACGUUUUCGUUAUGUUCUACAAUGUAUUAUAUAUAGACGGAUACAAACCUUGAACAACGAUUUCAAAUGCACAUUAGGAUUUCUCUCGUGGAACACCACUCUCUCAAUUCCAAUGUGACCAAGGUUGUAACAUUGUUACUGAGCUGAGAUAACGGCUACAAAAUAACCUUUUUAUUCUGCAGAGAAAUCAUUUGCUCAUCUGUACUGGAAAGAUUGUUACAUUAAAGAAAUUACCACUGUUUGGCAAACAUUUCUACUCGUACUGAGAACAUGCACUGCGAGACGUUAUGGAUUAUCAUGUAGUCCGACACGCACACAAUCCAGAAUUUGGGAAUUGGAACCAAGUGAUGGUUUUCAGAUUUGGGAUUUUAAGAUGCUUCACACAAGACAUUGUUUACCUUCAAUAGAAUUUAGAGGACUUGCAGAGAAAAUUACAUGGAGACUCGUCUGACAUGCCAAGGAAGGAGUUACCACUACCAGAGGGUUGGGAAGAAGCCCGGGAUUUUGACGGGAAAGUCUACUUCAUCGACCACAUCAAACACGCUACUAGUUGGAUUGAUCCAAGAGACAGGCAGACUAAACCUCUGACAUUUGCUGACUGCAUUGGAGAUGAGCUGCCUGUGGGUUGGGAGGAAGCCUACGACCCCAAUGUCGGGGCCUACUAUGUGGAUCAUAACACAAAGAGCACUCAGCUGGAGGACCCGCGGGCCCAGUGGCAGCGGGAGCAGGAGGUCAUGCUGCGGGAGUACCUGGACGUGGCCAAGGACGCGCUGAGCGCCCAGAAGGAGAUUUACCAGGUGAAGGAGCAGCGCCUGCGCCUGGCCCAGCAAGAGUACCUCCAGCUCAACAACGCCUGGAGGGACAGGUCCACCUCCCAGACCAGCUUGAAUUCCAGAUCAUCCUCCAGCAGUAAAUAUGACCCAGAAAUCCUCAAAGCCGAGAUUGUCACUUCCAAAAGUAGGGUGAAUAAGCUGAAGAGAGACCUAGCCUGCAUGAAACAAGAGUUGCAGUACAAAGAGCAGGGCUUUGAAACGCUGAAAGAGAUCAACCACAAGGUGUCCAGCGUGCCUUACGGUGUCAAGCUUCACGAUGAGCAGGCCACCCUGAACGAGGUCAAGUCCAUCCGGGACGCCAUCAGCUCCGGGGAGAAGGAGAAACAGGAGCUCAUGCAGAAACUAGCAGUGCUUAAGGAUGGCUUCCAGUUGGACUCGGUGGGUUCUCAGUCUGACCUGUGGGGCAGCAGCCCCUCCCUGGCCAACUCUGAGCUGUACAUCCCCCGCCUCUACUCCGAAGCCGGAUCCCAGACCAACAUACCUGCUGAGUUUGUGACCAACACCAACAACUUGGCAGAGAAAGUGCGACUGAGCCUGAAGUAUGAAGAAGCAAAUAGAAGGAUUGCCACCAUCGAGGUGCAGAUAGCCAAGCUGGACAGUGAGGCGUGGCCAGGGCUGCUGGACCCAGAGCGUGACCGCCUCAUCCUCAUCAAUGAGAAGGAGGAGCUACUCAAGGAGCUGCAAUACAUCAAGCCUUGCAAGAAAGUGCCCAAUGACCAGGAAAAGAUAGAGACACAAAAGAAAAGGCUUGAGAGAGACCUGCAGGCUGCCAGGGACAACCAGAGCAAGGCCCUGACCGAGAGAUUAAGAUUGCACUGUAAGAGGAACAAGCUGGUGAGAGAGCUGGAGGAGAUGGUUCGCCUGGCCUCAUCAUUACACACUCAGCUCAAGAGUCUUUCGGCCAGCACACUGUCGUGUUCCUCAGGCAGCAGCCGUGGCUCUCUGACCUCCAGCCGGGGCUCUUUGGCCACCACGUCAUCCCUUGGCUCCAUCUCCUCCCUGAGCUUCACAGAUAUUUACCUGGAGCAGCCUGAGCUGGGAGACCCAGACUUCCAGAACAAAUUGGACUCCCUACUGCAGGAGGGUGGCCCGGGGGUCAGCUACCGGCCCUCCAGCUCCAUCACCACCAUCCACGAACACGAGGUGGUCGCUGGGGGAGAGAGUGCGGGCGACAAGGGGGGUGUUGUCGGUGGGGGAGCAGAGGCCAGAACCAGGCUACAGGCGCUGAGACUAUCAGAGACGCCAAGGUCGAUCAGUUCACUGUCACCGAGGUCUUCGAUGUCGUCACUCUCGCCGCCCUGCUCGCCGCUGGUCACGGACUCUAUAUUCCUCUCCGGGGAGAGGUUUGCGGGACCAGGGGGCCCAGGUGGGGGACUGGACAUGGAGCUGCAUAGCAGGCUGACUGAGCUGGGGCUGGACAAGGGGGAGCAGCAGCACCCUGGAGGGGUGGAGCAGGAUGCCACUACCAUAGCUGGAGAGAUGUUUAAAGAUGCCAUAGUGCAAGCCAGAGGGACGAUGGGGGCGGGGCAUAAGAAGAUGGGCGUGAUGUCAGCAGUGUCUGAUGAGUCGGUGGCGGGUGACAGCGGGGUGUAUGAGCCUUCAGAGACUAGGUCAGUCCUCCCUGCAGAGCUGCUGCUGGGCUAUGAGGAGAGGGGAGGACCACUAGGCUGUGCCCAGGUCAGAUUGGGCCUGAAGUACGAGGUGAAAGACAAGCGCUUCACCAUGUUCGUCAUGCAGCUCUCCAAUUGCAGCGUCCUCGUACUGCCACCAGACCACAAAAUAUACAUCCGUGUGGCGGUGCUCCCGUGCUCAGAGUCCACCUGCUGCCUCUUCCGGACGCGCGGCUCUCUACCCCAGGACAUUGUGGAGGUCAACGAAGUCUUCGGUGUCCAGAUGGCCCACAAUGCCCUGCGGCAGAAGACCCUGAGGGUGGACAUAUGCCACACCAGCUUGUCUGGCCGUGAGGAGUGUCUUGCUGGUGCUCAGAUAAGCCUGGCUGAUGUCAACACCUCUGGGGAGAGAUGUGUCAAGAGCUACAACCUCCUCAGCUACUCCUUCAUGCCCCAGAUCAAUAACAAGGACAAGACUGGGACGGCUCGGCAGUCUGAAAGGAGCUCUGUCCCCACCACAGAGAGAGUAGCAGGCAGUCUGGAGGGUGACCCAGAGGAGGAUGAAUGUGUUUCAACCCUGUACAGGCACAGUGAAGUGUUUGAAGACGAAGAAGAUGACCACAUAGAGGGGGCAGGACCUCUAGAGGAAGAGGAGGGGCUAUAUCCUGACAGCAGCCAUUGGGAGGGAGAGGAAGUGACAACCAAACCGACUGGAACAGGAACCCUGGCUGAGAGGGUGAAUAAGGAGACCAGUACCGGCCACCACCACCAUGUCUCCUCCUCGGUGGUCCGGCCAAAGGAGCGUCGGACCCACCAUGUUCCCCAGCAGAAUGCCUUCUUCCAGGGCAACACCAUCAUCCGCUCCAAGACCUUCUCCCCUGGGCCCCAGAGCCAGUACAUCUGCCGGAUCAACCGCAGUGACAGUGACAGCUCCACUCUGUCAAAGAAGUCUCCUUUCGUCAGGAACGCAUCAGAGAGACGCAGCAUGCGCAUGAAGAAGCCCUCGGUGCCGGUGCGGAGCCUAGACGGGCUGCUGCGGACCAGUCUGGACCUAGAGCUGGACCUGCAGGUGUCUAGGACGCGCCACACGCGACUGGCCCAGGAGCUGCGUGUCCUCAGGGAGCUGAAGGAGCAGCUGGAGAGAGCCCGGCAGCUGGGAACCAGAGAUCUCCCCACCUGGGUGCAGGACGACGAGCGCUUUCGUCUGCUUCUCAGACAGGCCGAGAAACAGACCCGUGAGGAGCAGCUGCAGGAGCAGAGGGUGGAGAAGAUGAUGCGUGCUGCGGCCAAGGACGUCCACAAGCUCCGAGGCCAGAGCAGGAAAGAGAUGCCUGAGGUCCAGUCCUUCAGAGAGAAGAUGGCCUUCUUCACUCGAGCAAAGACCAACAUCCCUGAUCUGCCUGUCGACGAUGUGUAGCGCAUUUCAAGUAUUCCAGUCUUAACUGCUGUUUCCAAGCAGAUGACUCUGACGCAGACUUCUGGUGGUAUUAUGAAGAAUGGAGAAUAAUAAAAUAAUAAUGUAUAGGAAAAAAUACCGUCACAUUUUUUUUUAGAUCUCAAGAGUUGCUAAUCUGUAUAGUUGUUUGUGUUAGCAACUAGAGCAUCGUUUUCUUCCAUUCUUUCUGUAGCAGUAUUGUUACUGUUACUAAUAAGUGGAUGUUGGAAGAGACCGUUAGAUGUUUUAUGGUAAAAUCGUAAUUCCAAUACACACCAGCCCUUUCUGUGUGGAAUUUGAAAAGAUAAAGAGAAAUGCUGUUCUGUUCUUUAGCCAGGACCACUUAUUUGUUGUAGUCUAAGAUGUGAAUAUUGACCCCCAGAGGUACUUUAAAUUAUUUAUAGCACAACACAUCUACAAAAUCAAUAUUGUUAUUGUAUGAUGGUGUACUAUGACCGAAUGUGUGGUUGUACAUUAUACUGAAACUGGCUGUCUGUACCUAGUCACACUGCACAUGGUUCUCAUAGUAACCCUCACUGGUGCACACACCAUCUCUCAGCAUUGUGUAGGAAGUGCACUGACUCUCACCUAUACUCAGGUAGUUUAUUGGAUAGUUUGUGCACUUUUAAAAUGGUAAUCUAUAAAAGAGGACGGAGGCGUUGAAGAAGUGGGAGGAGUGCUCCACUUCAGAGUGAUUGUUGAAUCACCGCCUAACAAAGCACAUGAUUGUGAAAGACAAAAUAAGUGGAGGAGAUAACUCUUGUAUUUAAUGAAGAUCAUUGCUGGUGAUAAACUCCCCAUUGACUGUAUGAUUUAAAACGGUAGUGAAGUGAUCCAAAAACCAUGGAAUAACUGAGGACUCUAAAGUAUAUCUUAGCCUGAAGUUUGAUCACUUUUCCUGCUCUCAUCCCUUUUACCCCUUCCCUUAAAUUCUUUGUAACUGGACAUGUUGAAGACCCAUACAAACAGUAUCCCAAUUGUU
Molecule: messenger RNA, 5378 nt
Organism: Oncorhynchus tshawytscha (Chinook salmon)
Lineage: Eukaryota; Metazoa; Chordata; Actinopteri; Salmoniformes; Salmonidae
Product: protein KIBRA
Exons: 22
Coding region: 971-4378 (1135 amino acids)
Biological process (GO): regulation of hippo signaling; regulation of DNA-templated transcription; negative regulation of organ growth
Cellular component (GO): cytoplasm
Molecular function (GO): kinase binding; molecular adaptor activity
Source: RefSeq, a predicted model, not a curated record